Messenger RNA from Talaromyces rugulosus, 1638 nucleotides. RefSeq lists its product as uncharacterized. The record is from RefSeq and is a predicted model, not a curated record. Gene Ontology annotation, biological process: polyamine biosynthetic process. The transcript is spliced from 3 exons. Bases 1 to 1638 code for a protein of 545 amino acids. Lineage: Eukaryota; Fungi; Ascomycota; Eurotiomycetes; Eurotiales; Trichocomaceae.
AUGGUGUGCUAUGACCUCGCAAAAGCAGUGGCAAUAAUUUAUCUUGCUUCUGUCUAUUCCGUGCUAUCACAGCUUGCCCUAGCACCAGUCUAUGGAUCAACUCCAGCACGCCUGUAUCAUCAAGCUUUGUGCUCCACUGCUGUGCUGGCUGGAUAUGUUCUUGGAUCCCGAUCCUCUCUGAUAUCCCACAAGGGACGACAGUUUCUUCCAACGCUUGCAUUUUUGAUACCAAAUAUCCAGUUCCUCCUCUUCCCAUUCAGCUCUCAGUUGGGAAAUCCAACUGGUCCGCUGUUGACCGAGCUCCUCACCAUUGCGCCGUUGAUUUUUCUUUCUGCGGCUGCUUCGUCGACAGUAUUGAAGCCUCUAAAUCUACAACACUAUGGUGCAAUCAUCUCAGAACUGAUACCUCCUAUUGGGGGUCUGCUUUUUUUCAACCUUGCACAAACCACCGCUCAGUCUGCCAUACCCUUACACCUUGAUUCGGCCCUAUUCAUCACUAGUUUCGGGUUGCAAGUUGGACUUGCAGUGCUGUAUACUGUGGUAGUCCCUCAACGCCUUUUUUGGGUUUUAUGUACAGUACCAGUCGUGAUUUUUUCCCUAAGAGCCAAUGUACAUAUGCCGUUUGCAUAUACAACGGCAAGGCUAAACUCGACGCUGCAAGAGGUCAAUUACUCCCUUGUUGACCGACAGGAGUCCCUCACCGGGUAUAUAUCCGUUUUGGAUAACAUGCAGGUUGGAUUUCGGGCCAUGAGGUGUGAUCACAGCUUAUUAGGUGGACACUGGACCCACUUACCCUCUGGUUACAACCCAAGGGUGUCAGAUCCGAUAUAUGCUGUCUUCACCAUGUUGGAGUCGGUUAGGCUGGUUGAACCUGAAAACAAUGGCCUGGUAAAGAAAGACACGGAGAGCAACGCACUCGUCAUUGGACUGGGAAUCGGUACUACGCCUGCUGCACUAAUCCAACAUGGCAUCCAUACAACAAUUGUCGAAAUCGACCCGAUUGUAUACAAGUUUGCCUUGCAGUACUUCCAAUUCCCGAGAAACCAUACUGCAAUCAUCGACAACGCAGUUACUUUCGUCGAAACUGCACAACGCCAAACGCAGCAGUACGACUAUAUCGUGCACGAUGUGUUUACAGGUGGCGUAGAACCAGUUGACUUAUUCACUUUGGAAUUCAUGCAGGGGCUGUACGCGCUUCUCAAGGAUGAUGGUAUUGUGGCAAUUAACUACGCAGGUGAUCUGUCGUUGCCAGGCGCAGGCUUAAUAGUCCGCACGAUCAGAAGCGUGUUCCCUCAAUGCCGUAUCUUCCGCGAGAACAAUGGCUUAGAGAAGUCUGACACGGAUCCUCUGGGGUUCACUAACAUGGUCAUUUUCUGCAAAAAGUCGUCAACCGCACCUCUAACAUUCCGCGCUCCGAAUGAAGACGACUAUCUAGGUAGCCAGUCCAGGGAGGCCUAUAUGUAUCCUCAACAUGAAAUUGAUCCCAAAGUCUUCGACGCAGCAUAUGACACGACAGACCAACAGAUAUUACAAGCCGGCAAGACGAGAAUGAUCGAGGCCUACCACAUGAAAAAUGCCAUCGGCCAUUGGAAUAUCAUGAGAGGAGUCCUUCCUGCUAAAGUGUGGGAGAAUUUCUGA